AUGCACCCCCGCAGCGGCUCCUCGAUCAAGAACGGCUUCUUGGGCGGCCAUGGCGGCGGCGAGCGCUUGCUGCGCUCCUGGGCGGCCGCGUCGUCCGUCACCUUCUCGCUCCUCCUCAACCGGCUCGAUGAGCGGCUCCCGCGGGACCGCGACGCGGAGGCCCUGGAAGACCUGCUCAGCCAGGAGGAGGAGGAGUUCGUGGAGGACGAAGAGGAGUCCACCGAGUCCGAGCCGGAGCCCGAGCCCAUGGAGGAGGAAUUUGACGGCGUGCUGACAGAAGAUGUCACUGCUGAAGCCCUGCACAGGCUGGGGCGUUCAGCCCCUGGCACAGAACACGUCUACCUUGACCUUACGCUGUCGAAUCACAGUUUAAUUAACAUUCAAGUUCUCUGCAAAUAUGUUCAUCUUGAGAAGCUGGAUCUUUCCUUCAAUAGCAUUAAUGACCUUUCCUGUGUCAGUCAUAUGCCUUACUUGUUGGAACUGGAUGUUUCCCAUAAUGCGCUUACCACAUACUUUGACUUCAUUCCACCUAAGAAUCUCCAAGUGGUGAACUUUUCAUACAACAUGAUUCCAGAAAUGCGAGAUCUUUCUGCCUACCAGUCACUUACAAAGCUCAUACUGGACAAUAAUAACAUCAAAGAGAUCCGAGGCCUGGAGAAGUGUCACAGCCUGACGUACCUCAGCUUGGCAAACAACGAGAUCACAGCCAUCACUGGCCUGAAAAACCUCCCCAUCAAAACGCUCUGCCUGAAAUCGAACAAAAUAGAGAAGGCCACUGGCUUGGAAGAUCUAAAAGUUCUACAGACCCUGGACUUGUCCGGCAAUCAGAUCAGCAGUUUGGAAGGCCUGGAAGAACGCAAUCUACUGGAGGAGAUCAACCUGGAAGAUAACCAGGUGUCUGACCUGAGCGAGCUGGAAUAUAUUGAAGGCUUACCUCUCCUCAGAGUACUCAAUCUGCUAAACAACCCAGUGCAGGAACACACAGAUUAUUGGCUUCUGGUCAUUUUCAUGCUGCUUCGACUUACAGAACUGGAUCACAAGAAAAUUACAGUACAAGAAAAGGUUGCAGCUGUGAACAAGUACGACCCUCCUCCCGAAGUGGUGGCUGCCCAGGAUCACAUGACCCACAUCAUGUACAGCAUGAUGCAGCCACAGCAGGUCUUCAGCAGCACCCUGCCUAGUCUUGAUGCCCCCUACCCCAUGUUGGUGUUGACCGGACCCCUGGCCUGCUGGAAGCGAGAACUUUGCCACAGACUCUGCAGAAAGUUCAACAACUAUUUCAGAUACAGUCCCUGCCAUACCACAAGGUCUCCUUAUUUUGGCGAAGAGAACAGAUUAGAUUACUAUUUUGUGUCCCAGGAGGAGUUUGACAAAAUGGUGAAUACGGGAAAAUUUAUUGCAACUUAUAAAUAUGGUGAUUUCUAUUAUGGGCUGGGUCGAGACACCAUUGAGUCCAUUGCUCGGGAGGGACUUGCCACCUGUGUUCACCUGGAAAUAGAGGGUGUGAGAAGCCUGAAGAAUUCCUACUUUGAACCACGCUACAUCCUACUGAUCCCCACGAACAAAGAAAAAUAUGAGGGUCACCUGCGAAGAAAGGGACUGUUCACUAGGCCAGAAAUCGAAGAAGCAGUCUCUAGAGUGGACACGUACAUCAAAGUGAACCAGGAUUUCCCGGGGUUCUUUGAUGCCGUCAUCAGCAUCGAUGAUUAUGAGGAAGCCUUCGCUCAGCUGAGCCGCCUCAUCGCGGAGUUCCUGGGCCUAAAAGAGCCUUCAGAAACUGGGGUCGCCGUCCCUGCCCCAGACCGUCGUCUCCCUUCAGCUCCGAGCAAAGACUUCUCAGCAGGUGUGAAGGUACCCAGCAUCAGAGGCACUGACGGAGUAGCGCCAUCACCCACUCCUGACGAGUUUUUGGACUCCUCAGCCAAGAAUUACUCUGCUGUCAUAUCAGCCAAACUUUCAGCACAGAAAACACCCGUGGAGGAGGCGUCUCUGCAGAGGAGGCAACGCACAGCCAAGCAAGGCCUGCUGGGGAAGGCCAUCAGUUCGUACUCCCAGCUGUUCCAGAGGGAGCUUGGGACCAGCUCCGCAGGAGCCUCCACGCACGCGCGAUUUCUGGAACUCCCGUCUCACACCUCCCUGCGCUCGUCCGGAAGCUCUGCCAGGCUGGAUCACGGUGUCCCACCCACCAGCCCAGACCAGAGCUCCAAAGAAUCGUCCUCUGCAGCCGGGUUUUCUCUCGCUUCCUCAGCUGGGCGGUUUUCAUCCCGUGUGUCUUCACCCCGGACCCCCAGGGGCUUCAUGGUUCCACCCGCGGGCGAGGAGGCCGUUGGAGACCAGGCAGAGAAUAAAGAACCAGAUCGUCCUGCUGGUGUGAAGGAGAAGAAAGCACCCAAAGCAAAACCUGUUUCCCCUCUUGCAUCCCAAAUCGCUACCCGCCCAGGCUCCAACAGCAAACCUGUGCUCCCUCCCAUCCCAUCAGGGCGGAAAAAACCCGCGCCCCUGUCACCGGAAAGCCCCCUCUCUGCCCCACUCCCCGCCCCAAAACCUUUGCUGUAGCCCCUUCCCAGGCCCCUUCAAGGACAGAGCUGCCUUCGCUUCUGGAGAUCGUGACCAGCCCAUCUUUGAUGGGGCUUUGCCUGCGGUCCCCGAAAGGAGUGGUGCGGAGGAGGGGUCCCGGCGAAGGCACUGCUGUGGCAGCCAUUCUUACUGGUGGGUGGCCUCUCGUUCCAAGCCGCUUCCCACGGCUAACCCCCGCUUUCCCCUACCAGGCGAACGUGACGGCUCUCCAGCAGAACUUCCCUUGGAAAUGGCUGCCACUUCCCUGCCCAGUUAGCACCCGGGCAGGUUUUUACUUCUAGAUUGCAAGCAGAUUGCGUGGUUACUUAGAACUCUGCCUUACUGUUCUUUUUUUCACUAUAAAAUAACUGAACUGGACAUAUGGCUGCUGUACAUACCAAACUCGCCUUGCAGUCGGGGACCUCCCACUAUGGCGUGUACCUGUGCGCAUCUCCCUUGCCAUGCAGGCAGUCGCCAAGCGAGUCCCCAGUAACGGCUUGUUCCCAGAUACUUCUGUGAACCCGAUUGCCAUGGCAAAAGCCACCCUAAGGAGGUCUGACCUCAGCUUCACGUGGUGAUUUUUUUUCUUUUUUGU
Molecule: messenger RNA, 3151 nt
Organism: Varanus komodoensis (Komodo dragon)
Lineage: Eukaryota; Metazoa; Chordata; Lepidosauria; Squamata; Varanidae
Gene: LRGUK
Product: leucine rich repeats and guanylate kinase domain containing
Exons: 20
Coding region: 1-2556 (851 amino acids)
Cellular component (GO): cytosol
Molecular function (GO): protein binding; GMP kinase activity
Source: RefSeq, a predicted model, not a curated record